CGGUCACGAACCGGUCACGGACCUGUGCUGCCUGGGGCUGCAACAAGUGCAUGGUCAAGGAGGCCAGCAACAAGGCCCAGUAUAACAGCGCUCCCUUCUCGUCCUGAAGGGCAUCACCCACAAGGCUAUUCACUGCUAAAUUCUCGGUAACCAUGGCCGCUAACGUCGUCGAAGAGCAGCCCGCUCAGGCUAUCGCAGAUGAGUUUUUGGACUCAUCGCCGGAAUACCAAAUUCCUGAGACCAAAUCAAGCGUAUCCAACAAGAAAGUCCCGAAUGCACCAGACCCGCGCUUCAGGAAGGGCGACCUUGUUCACAAACCAGCCAUAGUGAAUGGCAAGCGAACCAAGAUUGUCUAUACGAUUUAUGCCAGCAGGUACAACCCUGGCGGGUAUACAGAGUACCAGGUUACCAACGUCUACACGAAUAAGCUGGAGGGUGUGUGGAUACGUGAGAAGGACCUGAAGGCCGGCGGCUGAUUCGUGCUACUUGGCAAGUGGCUCAGCUCACCGGUGUGCAACAGGCAGCUGUAAUUGAGAUGAUUACAACCAAUUGUGGAAGUGGCGUUUACGGAGUUCGGGGCUGAGUCAACGGAGCGUGCGAUAUUCCUGCUCCAACUUCAUUCUUCCAAUACUACAUACAUUCCUCUUCCGCCA
This is a messenger RNA of Pyrenophora tritici-repentis Pt-1C-BFP, 653 nucleotides long. RefSeq lists its product as uncharacterized. NCBI's taxonomy places the organism in Eukaryota, Fungi, Ascomycota, Dothideomycetes, Pleosporales, Pleosporaceae. The record is from RefSeq and is a predicted model, not a curated record.